This is a messenger RNA of Cantharellus anzutake, 672 nucleotides long. RefSeq lists its product as uncharacterized. Lineage: Eukaryota; Fungi; Basidiomycota; Agaricomycetes; Cantharellales; Hydnaceae. The transcript is spliced from 3 exons. The record is from RefSeq and is a predicted model, not a curated record. Bases 1 to 672 code for a protein of 223 amino acids.
AUGACUGUCUACACUCAGUCUCCUAUGAAAGACAACACACAAGAAGAUUCUGUGGCUUAUGUUUCUGGCAGUUUUCUCAUCAUGAAUGAAGGUCCUGAAGUGGUCGAUGGUCCCAUCAUGAUGUUGGAUGCCUCCACUGUUGAAAAUAUCAGGAUUUUGGCGGAAGACAUGCAGCCCUCCAACACCCAACUGGCUACUGCCCACUUCGUGGGUCAAGUCACCACUGUGGGUAAUGGUUCUGGCCGAGAAUUUGGACUGAACGUCAGUACUUAUAGUCCAAAGGAAAAAACCCAAGUCUGUUUCAAAGUGCACCUUCACUUCGAUGACUCCAACCAUCGCUUCGAUAAUUUCCGUGUACCCCGCCCAGGUUUGAAUGUUAAUGUCCAAGCGAAAUGGAAACGUGACUCCAGUAAUCACAUGCACUGGCUCAUCGAAAACAUUGCAUACCUUGGGGCCGUCUCCCUAACAGAAGGUCCAAAGGCAUCUUCUUCCAAAAGUCAAACUGCUUCGGAGUCUGUCAUCCAUGGGGAAUCGAUGGCGACCACCAGUGGGCUGACUGAAGAAAGGAAGAACGAGGUGAUGUCACUCCACACGGAUGAGGUGGAAUUGGAGCUGGAAGAUGAUGUGGACUGCAAAGGCAAGGGUAAGAGCUGUCCCAAAAAAUCCAAAUAA